CAGCUGCUGAGUUGCUCAGACAUGGCGGAGGAUGCAGUGUAACUGGGGCUCAUCGGCGGAGUUACGUGAGUUUUCCCAGCAGUUGCGUCGUCAAAGGGCGCCUUACACGAUACACGAGAGGAGGACGAUGUGUUGGGCUUCAGCGGGGCUCCGAGAGGAAGCAGACAACGACCUGAACUUGCCACACACGAGUAAGAUGGAAACAUGUAUCGCUGUUUAGUGCAGUCAACAGCCUUGGGCAACAAAUAUGGCUUCUUGUGCCUUUUCCAAUACGCUAUAAAAAAAGGAUCUCCCGUGCAACGUAAUGGCGUGGUGGCUCCGGAGUUAAGUUGAACAGUCGCUCGGUACUUUCCAUCGGGGAAGGAUAUUGCAUCCACUUGGUCGUCCGGGUUAGCUGGGGAAGCUACGGAACUACAGCGGAUAGCCAUGGAGCCAAAGCACAAAGAGUUGCUCGACCAGUGCCACCAGAACUUAUUGGAGUCCAUAACCGACGCGGAUCGAGUUAUCGAGCUGCUCAUAGUUUCCGGCACCUUGAGCCAACUCGAUAGGUUCGAGCUGGACCAGAACUGCUCGUCCAGUGCCGAGAAAGUGGACCACCUUUUGAAGAUGCUGAUGAACAAGGAGAGCGACCAUUUCCCCGACCUGUGUGUGGCCCUGGAGAAGGCUUACCCUGACCUGUACGCUGCCCUGCUCGGCAGCAGCGGUGGCGGCAACGGCGGCGGACCCGUGGACCACUCCACCGGUUCCACAUACAGUGUUCUCUCCACUAUGCCUUCUGACUCAGAAAGCAGCAGCUCCCUCAGUAGUGUUGGUUCGCCCGUUAACGGUGAAGCAUCUUCCCCACCCCCUGCCAUCAACGACAACCGGCCAUCCGGUGACAACCUGGACACCAUCUUGUUCCAGCUCCGCCAGGUGACCAGGGAGAGGGAUGAGCUCCGCAAGCGUCUCGCGUUGGCAUCGCCCGGGACCACCUUCGACGACUGCAGGCCAAAUUCCAAAGCCAGCCAUGACUAUGAGCGUCUGAAGAGUCAGUGCACGAGAGCCAUGGCAGAUCUGCAGUCUCUCCAGAACCAGCACACCAAAACACUAAAGAGGUGCGAGGAGACUGUGAAAGAGGCCGACUUCUACCACAUGCUGCACAGCCGCGUCCUGAGCGAACAGACACAGCUGAAGGAGGAGAUGGAGACAUUCAGGAGGGACAACGGACAACUUGUCCGAGAGCACAACCACCUAAAACAGAACUGCGAGGAGCUGAAACGACUGCACAGUCAGGACCAGAAGGAGUUAGCAGAACUCCGACUGCAGCAACAGCAGGUAAUGAGAGAGAAGGGCUCAUCAGAGGUGUUGAACAAACUGUAUGACACGGCCAUGGACAAGCUGGAGGGCGUAAAGAAGGAGUACGAUGCCCUGAGCAAGCGCUACAGUGAGAAGGUGGCUAACCAUAACACAGACCUGAGCCGCCUGGAGCAGGCAGAGGAGGAGAACCGGAGGCUACAGAAACAGAUGGACGCGUUACUCAAACAGCGAGACUCGGCCAUGCACUACCAGCAACAGUACUCUACCUCAAUAAGGAGGUUUGAUUCCAUGCAGCAGGAGCUGAACAAGUCCUCCGCUCAGAACAAAGAGCUGCAGCGAGAGAUGGAGCGCCUGCAGUCGGAGGUGACGCGCUACAAGAACUUGCAGCUGAAGGCCACCAAGGACUGCGAGAAGUUCAAGGAGGAGAGGGACUCCGUGUUCAAUGAGUAUCGCCUCAUCAUGAGCGAGAGGGACCAGGUGAUCAAGGAGCUGGACAAGUUGCAGACGGAGCUGGAGGCAGCCGAGGCCAGACUGAAAAACACCUCUUCAGAGAGGGUAGUGGCCAGUGAAGAGCUGGAGGCUUUCAGACAGGAGUUGAACUCGUCCCUGGUGGACCGCGACAGGGCCAUCUGCGAGAGGAACGAGCUGCUGGAGAAGUACUGCCACGAGGUGAAAGACAAGGCCGAGGCUCAGAAAGAGCUGAGUCAGGCCUGCAAGGACAUCGAGAUGGUCCGGGAGGAGAGGGACGUGGCCCGCAAAGAGAGGACGGAGGCCAUCGUUCAAAGGGAUCAGUUGCUCCGAGAGUACUACCAGGCCAGACAGAAACAAGACUCGGCCACCCUGGAUAUGGAACGAGCCAACAAGGAGAUCGAGAUGCUGAGGAAACAGUAUGAGGCCAUGUCCCAGGAACUGAAGGAGGCCACACAGGAGGCUGAAGUGGCCAAAUGUCGACGGGACUGGGCCUUUCAGGAGAGGGAUAAGAUUGUGGCAGAGAGGGAGAGCAUACGGACUCUGUGUGAUAACCUACGACGGGAGAGGGACCGGGCAGUCAGCGAUCUGGCUGAUGCCCUCCGUAAUCUGGAUGACAUGAGGAAACAGAAGAACGAUGCGCUGCGAGAAAUCAAAGAACUCAAGGAGAAGAUGGAGAGCCAGCUGGAAAAAGAGGCCCGGUUCUGUCAGCUAAUGGCUCACAGCUCUCACGACUCAGCCAUCGACACAGACUCCCUGGAGUGGGAGACAGAGGUGGUGGAGUUUGAGAAAAACAGGGACGACAUGGAUUUGAAGGCACUUGGGUUUGAUAUCGCAGAGGGGGUAAACGAUCCGUAUUUACCAGGAGAUUGUGGAAUAUUUGUUACGAGGGUGGACAAAGGAAGUAUUGCAGAUGGAAGGUUAAGAGUGAAUGAUUGGUUGUUGAAGAUCAAUGACAUGGACCUGACUAAUAAGGACAGGAAGCAGGUGGUGAAGGCUGUCCUUAAUGGUGGCGGAUUGAUCAACAUGGUGGUACGAAGAAGGAAGUCUCUGGGAGGAAGGCUCGUCACUCCUAUCCACAUCAACCUCGUGGGACACAAAGACAGUGGCAUUGGUCUGGAGAGCGGCGUCUUCGUCACUGCACUUGUCCAGGGGAGUCCAGCAGCCAGGGAAGGCUCUCUCACAGUUGGAGACAGACUGAUUGCUAUCAACGGCAUCGCUCUGGAUAACAAAUCUGUGACCGAGUGUGAGGCUCUGUUGAGGAGCUGCAGGGACUCUCUUAGCCUCUCUCUCAUGAAGUUCUUCCCUCACAGCACAUCAGGCCUGAACAUCUUUGAAAGUCUGCGCGAGUCAUCAGAGAAGUCCAAUGGGCGCAUUAACCUGUCUGAGAUUCACUCCCGGAACAGCCGCAACCUCAAACACAACAGCUCGACACAGACUGACAUCUUUUGCCCGGUUGUCGGAACCACCAGCACAAGUAGCAUCUCUGGGGAGAGGAGGAAGCUCAGAGGCGAAUCUGAUGAGGUGUACAGCAACAUCAGCAAGCCGUUCUCCACAGGUUCCCUCCAUGCCACUAGCCUUAGGCCGGCCUCUGACUUGGGCACUGGCCGCUAUGGGCCCAGUGCUUUCCAAGAGUGUCGUUCCUCUUUGCCCUUUGACCCUGUCUCUGCCUCAGACUGCAUCACAAUGGAGACAACUCUGGAGAAGAAGCACAGUGGGGGCACGUGGCCCAAGAUGAUAGUGGGAUGUAUGUCGGUUGCGCCAGAUAAUGCCAGCCCACUGAUGGCAGCAACCCAGCUCUCCAUCUACAAAUCGCCGAAGCAGAGGAAGUCGAUCUUUGACCCAGACACUUUCAAACGGCCGGAAACACCUUCCUCUAAGAUGGAGUACAUGGCAGCCAAUCAGAUUGCAGCAUUAGCCGCUGCCGCUGCUGCUGCUGCAGUUGCAGCUUCCAACUUCCCAAAGCCUUUGAAGACAGAGUCCCUGUCCUCCUCGUCCACCCCUACACCUCCAACCCCACCCACUCGCAGUGACUCCUUUAAGUUCAAACAUAAACAUCAAAGCAGCUCUGCCUCUGACUGCACGAUCACCUCGGACGGCAAGGGAGAGGCUGCCAUCUCCAUGGCAGCAGGAGAGAGGAGCGAGCGAGAAAGAGACAGGAAUGGAAACCACUAUUUUCUGGACGGCAAGGUCCUGACCUCGAGGAAGUCAUGUGAUGAGGACAUUGGCCGAACCAGAGGGGAGGAGCCAGAGGUGAAGAGGCCACGCCCCAAAUCGGCCCCGGCCCUUCGACGUAGGAUGACCCCGCAGACUAUCACUCUUCCCUCCUUCCAUAGCUACUCUAACGAUGAGCAUUCACCAGAGCCCAGGGACAUGCUACGUUCUUCCCCCAGCCGCUCCCAUAGGCACAGCGUUGGCUUCGUUCCCACAGUCUACAAUGGCACCCUACCCCCUAAUUCAACCCACCGGGGUCUGUCUCCUUGCCCCGCUGUGACGGCCGUGAUGAGGAAUCCAGUGUACACGGUGCGCAGUCACCGCGUUCAUACCAGCAACUGUCCAUCUGUCGCUUCCCAGAUAUGUCACCAGCACACACACACCAGCCCACAACACCAGGGUCAUCUGAGCCUGGACCUGAGCCAGCCGAAGCGUGCGAUUGACUACCCCGAAUCAUCGUCACGCAGCAGCAGAGCUUCACACGGUACAAACUCACUGCCAUCCAGCGCACGACUCGGUUCUUCCAAUAAUGUCCAGUACCGCACAGAGAGGAUCAAAAUACCUUCCACUCCCCGAUACCCCCGCUCCAUGCUGGGGUCAGACAGAGGCUCCCUCUCACACUCCGAGUGUAGCAGUCCCAGUCUCAUCACACCUCCUCAAUCACCCCUCAAUCUGGAGACUUCCUCAUUUGCCAGCAGCCAAUCGCAAGGCUCCAUUUCCACUUUACCUCGGAUCUCAGUCAGCCCUGGGCCGAUAGGGGAGCGCAGGAAAGACAGGCCAUACUUGGAGGAACCACGUAAUGUCAUUGUGCACAAAGGCGCGGAGCCUCUGGGCAUCUCCAUCGUCAGUGGGGAGAACGGAGGGAUCUUUGUCUCUAAAGUUACUGGAGGUAGCAUCGCCCACCAGGCAGGAUUGGAGUAUGGAGACCAAUUACUGGAGUUUAAUGGCAUCAACUUACGGAACGCCACGGAGCAGCAAGCUCGUCUCAUCAUCGGCCAGCAGUGUGACACCAUCACCAUUAUGGCCCAGUACAACCCACACAUGUACCAGCUGGGCAACCACUCUCGCUCGAGCUCCCGUCUGGAGCCAGUCGGUACUCAGUGGACUCCCCAGGGGAGUGGAGCCGCCACCCCCGACAAUCACUCCACCAUCGAUACACUCAGCGAACAGGACGAGGGAACGCUGACUCCUUCAUCCAAGCAGACCACACCCACGACCAGUCCACACAAUUUUAUCAGAAUGCCGUCUGAGCGCGGCAGGAUGGCGGAUGAGCCACGGCUUGUGACGGUGCGCAGGCCCGGGGUGGAGGUGGGGGUCACUCUCUGCGGAGGGAACCUACGGGGCGUCUACAUCGAGAGGCUGGAUGAGGACAGUCCUGCCAGAGGGCCUCAUGGGCUGCUUCCUGGGGACCUCAUUCAGGAGUACAACUCGGUGAAUAUGAAGAACAAGACUGCAGAGGAGGUGUACGUCGAGAUGCUGAAGCCUGCAGAGACGGUCACAUUUAAGGUUCAGCAUCGUCCAGAUGACUUCAGCACGCUCAAGGAUGUUCCAGGAGACGGCUUUUAUAUUCGAGCACUUUACGACCGCGUGGGGGAGGCCGAGGGGGACCUCAGUUUCAAGAAGGAUGACAUCUUGUACGUGGAUGAGUCUUUACCAAAGGGCAGCUUUGGGACGUGGAUCGCCUGGCAGCUAGAUGAGAACGCGCAGCAGAUCCAGAGGGGGCAGAUCCCCAGCAAGUACAUGAUGGACCAAGAGUUUUACCGCAGACACAGUGUGACAGAAAUGAAGGAAGACUCCAGUAAGACUCAAUCUGCAGCGGCCCGCAGAUCCUUCUUCAGGCGGAAACAGAAACACAAACGCAGCAGCUCCAAAGACAGCAAAGAAAUGGUGGCUCUGGACGCCAUCAGCACCGACUCCAUCCCUUUCCUAGAUGACUGUGUGAGCCUGGCUUACCAGCGGGUCCAGAAGGUGGAGUGCGCCUCUCCCCGACCGGUGCUCAUCAUCGGGCCGCUCACUGACGCCGUCAAGGAGAUGCUGGUCAAAGAGUCUCCUGGGAAGUUCUGCAGAUGUAUACUGGAGGUGAUGAAGGCCUCCCAGCAAGCCAUCGAGCGGGGCGUCAAAGACUGCCUCUUCAUUGACUACAAGCGCAGGAGUGGCCAUUUUGAUGUGACCACCGUUGCUUCUAUAAAGGAAAUAACCGAAAAGGGCUGUCACUGUUUGCUCGACAUUGCCCCGCACGCCAUCGAAAGGCUCCACAGCGUUCACCUUUAUCCAAUUGUUGUCUUCGUCCGCUACAAAAACGCAAAGCAAAUAAAAAAAGAUUUCUCUCCCAAGACCCUCACUGGCAAAAUAAGUAACAGGGAGCAGAAGGAUCCGGUUUAUCUGUGGGACAAAGUAUCUCAAAAACAUUCCAAGGAGCAAUUUGAAAGUGCGCAGAAGAUCGAGCAAGAGUACAGCAAAUUCUUCACAGGUAUUGUCCAAGGCGGAACCCUCCCUUACAUUUGCACUCAGAUCAUAACUAUCGUUGAUCAGGAACAAAGUAAAGUCCUGUGGACUCCACUCGGCGGCCCCUAGAGGAAACCAGCUGCCACUACAGCAAACUGGCUUUCAUCUCCAUUCCCCAAACACUGAUUAACCCCUUCACAUUUUACCAAUAGGUACCCUACAGUGAGCUAGUUAUGUAAAUUAUUGAUAUUUUUUUAUUUUGUCUGUCUUGAUUGAUAGCGUGCUCUGGAGCUGGUUAGUAGCACUGGAUCUCAACGUUAAAAGUUCAGUCAGUCUUCCCGAAGGGUUUCUGGUGGUGUAUUUGUAAUGCUGCAUUCUAAGCGUCCGUUUACAGUCAAAAGACGAGUCUGACUAUUGGUGUUCAAUAUUUUCUUGAAUGCGUGUCCCUCCCCCCUGUGUACACGAACCUCAACACGAAUGAAGUUCAGCCACCCCCUGACCCUUCCAUGUACCAAAUGACAGUUAUGGUUUCCCUACAAUUAUGCACCCAUUUUGACAACGACUUGACAACUAAUUGUGUGUGUGAGUGAGAGAGUGAGAAAACAUUGUUCACAAUUGUAAUGACAAUUUAAGUUGCAUCAUGGUUGUUUGCUCGAAUGAAUACGACGCUAUAGAAAUGGAAUGCCAGGAUCAGACAUCACAUUCCUCGUGGUGUUUCAUCACCAAAGUGCAAAAGCAUCAAACCUCCUGAAGUAUGUAGCUGUGGCCUCACUGAACCGGACUGCCAGCGGUGACGGCCAUGAAAACUCCAAACGCAUCGAUGUUUGCUCUAUGCAUUGUGUUUCUAUAGCAACUGGGUGUGCGGACAGUUUAUGGGCCUUUCGGAAGUGCCUUUGGAGAACAACACUGAUCUGAAACCAUCCCCAGGUCACGUAGCCAGAACACUAAGAGGACAUUAUGAAGCUUCUCUUCCAGAUUCAAUGCAUCAUUUCACCCACGGCGCACUAGAUGAUUUCGGGGCUGGUUUUAGACCAGUACAGCGGAGAGCGCAUGACGAUGGUGAGGUUUUGAGGGGAGGCCAAAGCGGCGGCCAACGGGUUAACUCGGAAUGCACUCCAGGGCUAGACAGACCACUGUGUAACUAUCAUUCUAUCUCUUUUAACAUAUUUAACCACAAUAUAGAGUAUAACAUAUACAGUAUGCAGAUACAUCUGGAAAAAAGAAACAAAUAUAUAUGAAUAUAUAUUACAUGUAUUUUUACUAGGUCACGCCCCUAGGAACGUCUGGCGGUCAAGUCAUGUCUUAGCAGGUAUUAGCAUGUUUUUUAAAGAAUUUAUUUUUGUUUUCUGUGGUUGGUCAUCAGUCACUUAUCGCAUACUCAUUAAAAGAGACACUAUGAAGCAAAAUGUGCAGGGUAAUAUCUAAAAGGAUUUUCCUCUGAUCUGUUUAAAUGUUAGUGACUUUUCUUUGUUAUUUAAUUGUAUUUUUUUUUCAGGAGGCAAAGAAUAUUGACACAUAUUCUGCCCUUCCUCAAAAGCAUAUCCUGUAUCUUAUUGUGCCAAAAUCCACUAAGGCAACUUUAUCCUUAUAUUUCUGUUUUGCACUUGUUUAUCUGUUAACCUUAAACAUGUAACUGUUCCUAGGUUUCCAGUAGACUACAAAUAGGUACUAUGAUUUCUUCUGUAACUAAUUCACGUUUGUAUCUGUCACAUCAGUUCCUUACAUUUCAUUGAUGGCCUUUUGUUCUUAAUUGGAAAAAAAGGAUUACUUCUUAUUUGAAUUAUUAAAAAGGGAUCUAUUCUUGCACAGUUUUUCAAUGGAAAAUUGGUCUACAAGUUUGACUAUUGGGCUGAAAGUCAGCAGAAGCCACCUGUAAUGUUACUAUUUUGUAGUAGAUAGCAUAUGGUAGAGCGGGAUACAACGUGACAUUGUUGUAUUUUUAGAAAAAGUCUACUGUAGAAGCCAGGUACUGAUGAACUUUUCUUUUAUUCAAAGGAAUGUGAUUUGUAUUUUGAGACAUUAACAUGAGAAUAAAACUAAUUCUCUGUAUCACGA
Pseudoliparis swirei is the source of this 8478-nucleotide messenger RNA. RefSeq names its product discs, large homolog 5a (Drosophila) (gene dlg5a). Bases 427 to 6552 code for a protein of 2041 amino acids. Gene Ontology annotation, molecular function: protein binding. NCBI's taxonomy places the organism in Eukaryota, Metazoa, Chordata, Actinopteri, Perciformes, Liparidae. The transcript has 34 exons. Gene Ontology annotation, biological process: regulation of apoptotic process. The record is from RefSeq and is a predicted model, not a curated record.